This is a messenger RNA of Paramecium sonneborni, 2610 nucleotides long. The record is from the annotation of a GenBank genome assembly. Lineage: Eukaryota; Ciliophora; Oligohymenophorea; Peniculida; Parameciidae.
AUGAUGGCAAACUAAACAAGCUCUCGCAAACUAUAAAUUUCAAUGAUUAUUUCUUUGCUAUUUCAAUUUAUAAGAAUGAUAAUAUAAUAUUAGAAUAUAGAAAAUCAAUUUGUUACAUUUUUGAUGAUCAAUUUACUAAUUUAGAUUGCAUUAGAAUUAUUAUGUUUUAAAAAGACAAGCUUUUUUUAAACAGAAUUAUAACUUGCUCUUAUUUUUAUGGAUAUAAUUUUAUUUUAAGUAGAAUCAUUUAUGUAUGGUGUAGACAAUAUUUAUUAAAAUUAUUUUUAUAUUGUCAUCCUACACAAUUAGAUAUCCCUUAAGAUUAACAUGGCAGAUAGUCGAAAAUGGAAAACAAUUAGGAUUUUUUUUUUAAUAAUACUUAUUUUGAGUUUUUCAUAUUAAUCGCAUUUAAAUAGUUACUAAUCUAAUGAAUUCAAUUAAUAAUAUAUUGUCAUAGUAAAUCAAAAAUUAUAUAUAUUGCUUUUAUUGUGGUUACUUCCUUAAAAAAAUAGAACGAAAAUAAUUAAGCCUCACUCAUCAAGUAUUAAUGGAUUAUAAGACACUGUAAUUGAAACAGUCAUAAAUACAAAUAUACGCUAAUCUUAAUCUAGGAUAAUUCCAAAAAGAACAAUAAUAAGAGAUUUAAGUUUCAUUAGUACAGAUAAAUAAUAAAAGAUUUAAAUAAAUGAAACUCUUUCUUAAAUAGAUUAUAGUUCAUUAUUUGAUAUACUUUCUGAAGGGGUAAUAAUAGUUUAAUUUGAAAAAUGUGAUAAUAUAACUAACUCAAAACCUAGAAUUGAAUAUUAAAAUUAAAUCAGCAAAAAGAUUUUCCAAAAAAAUAACCACGAUUUGCUAAUGCUUUUUGAAAAGUUAUCAUGUGAAAUUCUUGUAGAUGAAUCACCUCUUCAUUCAAGGGAUUCUUUAUUUUCUCUUUAGAGUCUAAACUAAUAAUAGAUAAAAUAUUAUAAAUCCUCAAAAUUAAAUUUUUUCAAAUAUUUUUCUUAAGAUUAACAGAUGACUUUAAGAAAUACUGAAUAAAGUCAAUCUCCAAGAUUUAGAUCAUUGACUACUUAAGUAUUAUCAUCUAAAUUAUUUAGUUAAACACUGUAUAUAAAUGUUUAUUAUAUGUAUUUGGAACAAAAAGAUUUAGAAAAGAAAUAAAUGAUAAUAAUAAUUCAUUAGUUGUUGAAACAAGUUUUGAAAUUGAAAAUUCAAAAAGAUAAAUAGAAAUAAGUAUAUCAAUAGGUAGUGAAGAUUUGUUAUUUAUAAUUGCAAGAGAUGUUAUACAUAGAAAGAAUAUUAAAGAACUUCUUCAAAUUAAUUAAUCAAAAUCUAAAACUUUAUCUUUUGUAAGUCACGAAUUCAGAUCUCCUUUAAAUGUAGUUAUUAAUAUAUUAAGUAGACUGAAAGAGUAACUAUACAAUUUUGAUUAUAUAUGUUAGAAUAUAUCAAUAGUUUUAGAAAAUUCAUACUACAUGCUAAAUUUAGCCAAUGAUUUACUUGAUUUGGCAUAAAUUAAGGCAGAUUAAUUUAGUCUUAUUUAAAAAACCUUUAAUUUAACAUAGUUAGGAGAAGAAUGUUUAUAAAUGUUUAAACUAUAAGCUGAAUUGAAGAACAUAAAAUUAGAUGUGAUUUCAAAUGUUAAAUGCCUAUAAAUUAAAACAGAUAGAAAUAGACUUAAAUAAAUCUUAGUAAAUCUUAUAGCAAAUGCUUUGAAAUUUACAUAAAAAGGAGCUAUUUCAAUAAAAUUUGUUUAAUAAGGAUUAUUAGUUAAUGCUGGAGUAGAAGAUACAGGAGUUGGAAUAUCAUAAAAUAAUUUAGCAAAACUUUUUAAAGCAUUUGGUAAAAUUAAGGAAGGACUUUCUGAAAAUUUAAAUGAAUAAGGAGUUGGAUUAGGUUUAUUGAUAAGUAAUAAAUUAGCCUAAUAAUUAUCAUAUGAUAAUUCUGGAUUAAAAGUCAUUUCUUAAGAUACAUCUUAAACAAAGCAUGGAUCUUACUUUUACUUAACUUUAUAAAUUUAAUAAUUACAUCAUAAGUGUUCUAGUAUUAAAUUAGAUUAAAUUUAUUUGGAAGAUGAUUAUUCUCCAUCUUUAAAUGAAAUACGUUUAAAUAAUAAGAAAUCUUAGGAUUAAUAAUAUUAAAUAAUUAUCAAUAGUGAUAUAUAAAGUAAUUAAGAUUCAAUCAAAAUACAAGAUAUCAAAGAAUGUAAACAUAUUUUGAUAGUGGAUGAUAAUGUAUUCAAUUAAGAUAUAUUAGAAAUGCAAAUAAAAUAAUUGUAUAAAUAUUUAUAUAACAAGUAGCACAAUCGCAUAAAUAGAUAAAGCCUAUAAUGGAACUGAUGCUCUAGAAUAAAUUUAAUAGAAAAAAUGUUCGGAAAAUUGUUAAGGUUAUGGAGCAAUUUUUAUGGAUAUGGAAAUGCCAGGUUUAGAUGGUAUGUAAACUUCAACUCAAAUCUUAAAAACAAAUUAGCAAAUGAGAAUAUUUAUUACCUCUGGAUAUGAUGAAAAUAUAUUGAAAGAACAAGGAAAAAAAAUAGGUAUCAAGGAAUUUAUAGUUAAACCAAUCUCUAAACAAAUAAUUUAAAGAAUAAUUAAAUAAUACAAUCUAUGA